GCCGAGCCGCAAGCCCCCCUCCUACCCGCCCCGCCUCGCCUUCCCCGGGGCCCGGAACCUUGCGCGCGCGGAACGUCGGUGCCGGAGCCGGGGCGCAGCGGACCCGGAGCGCGAUGGAGCAGGCGCGCGGGCCACGGGCUGAGGUCGACGCGCCGCAGGAGGAGGAGGAGAAGGAGGCGGGGGCGGCCAUGCCUGCCGUGGCGGCGGUGGCGGGUGGCACGGGCCCGGCCGUGUUGCAGGUGGCCGGUCUGUACCGGGGGCUGUGCGCUGUGCGCAGCCGCGCCCUAGGCCUGGGGCUCGUGUCCCCCGCGCAGCUGCGCGUGUUCCCGGUGCGCCGCGGCUCUGGCGGGCCCGCGGGGGGCGCCGACGGCAGCGGGGUCGGGACCGAGCUCGAGGCCAACCCCUUCUACGACCGCUACCGGGACAAGAUCCAGCAGCUGCGCAGGUCUGACCCAGCUGUUUUUGAAUCCCGACUGGAAAAGCGCAUUGAGUUUCGGAAGCAGCCAGUGGGGCACUCCAGGCAAGGUGACUUUAUCAAAUGUGUAGAACAGAAGACAGACAUCCUGGGGAAACAGCCUGUGAGCAGAGGAUUCACUAAGGACAAGACUCUCAGUUCAAUCUUUAACAUUGAGAUGGUGAAAGACAAAACUGCAGAAGAAAUAAGACAGAUUUGGCAGCAGUAUUUUGCAGCAAAAGAUACAGUCUACGCAGUUAUUCCUAAAGAGAAGUUUGACUUGAUCUGGACCCGGGCUCAGUCCUGUCCAACAUUUCUCUGUGCACUACCAAGAAGGGAAGGUUAUGAGUUCUUUGUAGGACAAUGGACAGGUACUGAACUCCACUUCACUGCACUUAUAAAUAUUCAGACCCGAGGGGAUGCUGCAGCCAGCCAGCUGGUUUUAUAUCACUACCCUGAACUUAAGGAAGAAAAGGGCAUAGUGCUGAUGACAGCAGAAAUGGAUCCCACAUUUCUGAAUGUUGCUGAGGCACAGUGCAUUGCCAACCAAGUUCAGCUCUUCUAUGCCACUGACCGGAAGGAGACCUAUGGGUUAGUGGAGACCUUUAACUUCAGACCAAAUGAGUUCAAAUACAUGUCUGUCAUCGCUGAAUUGGAGCAAAGUGGACUUGGAGCAGAACUGAAGUGUGCCCAGAACCAGGAUAAGACUUAGAGCUGUGAGGGCUGGCUUACAGAGUCUGCUUAGCCCAGGGUAGUUUUCUACAGCCCACCUGCCCCUUGAACUUUUGGGAGCUUAGGAGCUAUAAGGAGCAGUCUCUAAUGGGUUGUCCUGUGUGCUUAUUGCAAGAAGUAAUCGUGGAGGUGAGCCCUAUUACUUGAUAUUCAGGAACAGAGGUACCCAAACAUUCUGAUAAUUAUCUCCCAGCAUACUUAAGCUUUCCUUUUAAAGUGUUUGAGGUCAUAACCAGAGAGAGCUAAGGAUCCACAGGAUGGCAACUUGACUUUACACAGUAUAAUAGUGCUACGUAUCUCCUUUUGACCACACAGCUCCCGGAUGAUUAGUUCUUCAUAUUUAUAAACUUGUGACAGGAUAGUAAGCUUGAAGACCUGCUGUAGUUAGAUGUGGGCUUUGCAUACUCUUCCUCUGUGCCCCUUGGCUGGCCAAAGGUAUAGCACAAAUAUCCUGUUUAGACUCUAGAACGACCAGAUAUUGCCAUCAGGAUUCAGACUUCAUCUAGAUGUCCCCAGAGUGCCUCUAGUGUAGCUGGUUUGGAGCGUCAGUAGAUUUCGGGUCUAGUGAAACACACAAGUACGGUUCCGGCGUACUUUUAAACCACAGUUUGUUACACCUGUUCCUCUAACUCUGCCUGUUAGAAGCUGUGUAUUUGGAGAGGGUGGAUCAGUGCAGUGUAAGUAAAUCCACACUUUUGUAAGGAGAGGAUCCAUCCUGAUUUGCAUGUUUUGUUUUGUUUCAUUUUUUUAAAACAACUCUAAGCCAUGCCAGUACUGUAUGAAAAAAUAGGUGGAAGCAAAUGUUCCCAAACUGGGUAUGGGGGAAAUGUAGCAAUAAAAUAAAGUCUGGCUUACAGUCUUUUUACACUGAGCAGUGAAAUCUAACCUAUGUACUGUCCUUGGUGUCAGUGCAAAUCUCAUCUUUGGACUCAGCAUUUGCUUGAAAUACCACAAAUAAGAAAGGCGUUCCCCGGCACUGGAAGCUCCCAUUUGGUUUGUAGUGUCACUGCUGUGGCUCCAAGCUCAGUGCUAGAAGAGGGCAGUGGUUACACACCAGCCUCCUGAAUCUGAGGUCCCAGGGCCCCCAGUAGUGUUGUGGACCCCCUUUACUAUGCCUUGCCUUUCUUGAUCUGGUGUGCUCCACUUUGCUACUCCUGCCUGAGGCCUGCUUGUGUGACACUGAGUCGCUAAGUGGGAAGGUAACCGGUAGUUGCAGCUGGUGUGCUUGUGUAUUUUCUUUAUUACGGAAGUUUAUUUAUAGGUUGGACCUGUCCCCGAGCUCUUUAGAUGGGAUUGGACUUCGUGUUAUUUUCUGGGCUGUGUCUGUUUUGUAAUCCUUCUGAGUCUGUGUGUAGAAAGAGAUAGUGUUUCUUAAACCUGGAAUCGCUGCUAGCCUUUCACAGUUUCUCUAAAGGUUGAGCUGUUUCCUGAUGCAAAUUCUGGACCUGCCUCUGGUUCUGACAGUUCCUUUUUUGAGAAACUUGAGUCUGGAUGUUUUGAGUCCCAGGAAUCUUUGGCGUCAGGUGGAGUUACCUCCGUGGGUAUCCGGUUAUGUUUGCUUUUCCCUUCAGAUGGACCCAGUUCUUGGCCAUUGUACAUUUUCAUAACGCCUCCACCAGAGGGUGAAAAGAUGAUGGGAGAAGAAAUAAGAAUUGGCUGCUCGUUCCUCCCAGCCUUGCCCUAAAUCCCCAUUUGCCAGAAAGGGAUGUAUACAUGGACAGUUACAUUGGACAUGAUCAAAAUGCCAUCUGGCUAUUCUUUAUAUUUACCUGGUACGAUCUGGCGAAGAACCAAAAGAAAAUGUUAACAGUCAGUAAAUUUGUACCCAGGUGCAACAUGGUGUUACAGAAAGUGGACAAGCUUUAGAGUUAAAUGAAUCUGGGUUCAGAUGUCAGUGUUGGGAUUCAUUAGCUCUAUGUUGUUGAACAAAUUACUUAAACCCUCUGAUUCUAUUUCUCUGUCUAUAAAAUGUGGAUGAUAAUAAUAAUAAUAUCUACCUCAUAGGAUUAUUGUGAGAAUUAAAUAGGCUUAUACAUAGACUACAGUAGAGCUUAAUAAAUGUCAACACCCUUCCUCUUUUCUAAUUCCCCUCUUCUCUUUAAAGACCAACACAAAUUACCAUUUCAGACAUGCAGGUCAUUCUUCAUUGCGGUGUAAAAAGCAAACCUUAUCUCAGAAGUUCUCAAACCUUAAGUUACAAUAGAAUUACCUAGAGCACUUUAAAAUGCAGAUUCUCAGGUAUCCCAGCCUGCUGGAUCAUAAUCUUUGCAGGAAGUGCUGGGAGUCUGCAUUUAAUAUGUGCUUCAAAUGAUUUGGAUGUAGGUCAUUAACCAGUUACACUUUGAGAACCAUUGCCUUACUGUUCUUCACAAAAAAACACCCAUUAGCAAGAUCUUUCUUUCCUGUGGACAUUAAACUUAGGAUUGGUUCCUUUGCUCUUGCCCCCCAUAGUUGUCUCCCUUUGCAUUCUUUACAGUAUAAGUGUGUAUGUAUGUAUCUUUUUUCCCCACUAGACUGUGAGCUCCUUGAGGGCCAGGGUUUAUCUCCAUUCCCAGUGCCAAGGACAUGGCCUGGAACAUAUGAAGAUACUCAGUUGUUUGUUGAAUAAAUAAGUGACAUGGAUUUUAGCCAAAACAUUAUCUUGUUAUGUAUAUGUACCUAUAAUUAAAUACUCUGAAUUUAAGAGACUCUCUCAACACACAUAGAU
This is a messenger RNA of Zalophus californianus (California sea lion), 3893 nucleotides long. RefSeq names its product ATP synthase mitochondrial F1 complex assembly factor 1 (gene ATPAF1). Gene Ontology annotation, biological process: mitochondrial proton-transporting ATP synthase complex assembly. The record is from RefSeq and is a predicted model, not a curated record. Gene Ontology annotation, cellular component: mitochondrion. The transcript has 9 exons. Bases 114 to 1166 code for a protein of 350 amino acids. NCBI's taxonomy places the organism in Eukaryota, Metazoa, Chordata, Mammalia, Carnivora, Otariidae.